Molecule: messenger RNA, 3816 nt
Organism: Plasmodium coatneyi
Lineage: Eukaryota; Apicomplexa; Aconoidasida; Haemosporida; Plasmodiidae
Exons: 1
Coding region: 1-3816 (1271 amino acids)
Source: RefSeq, a predicted model, not a curated record
AUGAAUUACAGAGGCACUGACACGAAGCAGCAUAACAAGAGUAAGAAUAAGUUCCCCCUCUUCUUUUACAAAAAUAAAUAUUCCAGCGCGAAGCAGUGUCUUGGGCAAGGGAGCGGCCCUGUGAAUCCCCAAGGUGGACAGAAUACACAAGGGAGCCACUCCAACCAGGGUCCCCACCACGUAGGCGACAACGUCUGUAACGUCUUCCAGGGAAGUACCACGAAUAACCCAGGUAACCUUAACAACAACUCCAAUAUGUACUACAAGAGAAGAAGUAAUUUCAGCGGAGCGGGUAUGGUCCCUCCCAACAGUGCCAGCGGAACAGAUCCCAAAAACAGCAGCACCAUGAUGAGUUACAAUGAUGAUAUAUACCACUUCGAGAAGCAGAAGUUGCUAAACGGAGGGACAACCGGAGGAAUGAAUGCAUACCAUGUGGAUGCCGCCCACGGGAACAACACCAGUGGCAGCAUCAACAAUGGGGCAGGCAACCAGGGAAACGCACACCCAGGGAGCAGUCACCACGGAAACAGCCACCAGGGAAAAUUCUACAACAAGAAUACGUAUAAUGUUCACCCCAAGAAGGAAGGCAGACAGAACUAUGAAAACUACCUGAGCAGCAUGCAUGAUGGAACGAACAACAACAGUCACGCAGAAGUAACCCACGGGAACAGGAACUACAAGAACUACAACUAUGAUAGUAAUAGGGAGAAUUAUGUUAACGUCGGUGGUCCCAAAAAUGUGAACCGCUACUACGAUGUAGGAGACGGUACGUCUUGCAUGAACAUGUCUGGGCAGAAGAAGGUAAACUAUUUCGACGCCAAUAUGGGUAAUAGCACAGGGGGCAGCUACAAUCAUGGUGCCACACAUGGAACGACACACACUGGAGUGCAUACCAAUGCACACAGUGGGAACAGGGAGGCUGGGGGACAGGAUCCCUACAAUGCGAACGAUCAGCUGAGGAGAGAACCCCCAAGGGGAAAAAACACGCUGCAGAACCCAUCCGUCUUGAGCAACCAAAAGAAAGAACCCAUGCUAAUUAUGAUUAACGGGGAGAGAAACAACAACAACAGCAACAACAGCAAUGAUGUGAGCAAGGUGGGCAUGAAAGUGGUGAAGGAGGACCAUGCGAAGAGGGGCGACGAUUACGAAGAAGAUGAAAACGACGACGUAGAAGACGAUGAUGGUAACGAUGAGGAAGAGGAAGUAGAUAUGUCCUUCCGUAAGAACGCACCUAACGUUGGUACCACCAGGGGAAGCAGUAACCAUCGAGACGCAUACAACAACGCAAAGGAGGUGAAUUUUACGAAGAAUGAUGCACAGAAGGGGGUAAACACACCCAUUGAUGGAGUCACCAAUGCAGAGACGAUUAAGAGACCACAAGUAUCCAAUCCGAAUAACCACCUCACCGACGUGAAGAACAAAAAUUUGGACCCCACAACGGGAAGUGCCUACAACAUCGCCUACAUGUUCAUAUACCAGUACUACUACGUCCUGCACACGAAGAAGGCUAUGAUGCACAACUUUUACGCGGAAAAUGCUGUUCUGCUGCUGAGCUUUAAUUACCAGAAUGGACUGUUAAAUAAGGCAGGAGGGGAAGGAGGGUCCCCCCACCAGGAUAGCCCCACAAACCAGCAGAGCGACGCGGACAAAUUUUUUAACCUCAGCCAAAUAAACGUCGAAGGGUGCGAAAAAAGUGGAAAUACGAUAAAAAUGAAAAACAAAAAAACGAUCGCAGAAUAUUAUGACCAGCUAGAAAUAAACGAAUGCACAGUCCAUAUAAACUCCAUCGAAGUGAUUAACCUGCAUGAGGAAAUUUACCUGUACAUACAUGGAAAAAUAAAAAAAAAUAAAAGCACCAACGUAUUCUAUUACUUCGUGCAGAAUAUACAUUUGCAUAAGUACACCGUGUGCCAGUACUACGUGGACGUAGACUUUGUGCACUACUACUACCUUGACGUGGCGGAUCAGCAGUUGCAUCAACAGCUGGAUCAACAGCUGGAGGAGUCGUCUCAGGUUAGUAUGGUAGGGAAGGCUAUCACAGGAAGUCAUGCCCUCGAUGUGAAAGGAAAAGAUGAUGGCACAAAGAAGAAAGCUAAAGUUAGCAAGCUGAAUGCUACCCUUGGGGAGAAGACAGGGAUCAUCCCCAAAAUGGGCGAAAACGGAUUGAAAAAAGGAGCUGUGAAGAAGACAGAUGUAGAACCCGUUUUGACAUCUACCCAGAAGAGUAAAGCAAAAGCGUCCACCAUUAAGGGGCAACUGGAUGAAGGAAACUAUCCUCCUGGACAUGCCGCGUAUGGAACCGGCACCAAGCAGUCCGUGCUGACCUCCUCGGUGAUGAAUAAAUCUACGGAGGGAAAGAACCACCUUGCGAAGUACCCACAUAGCAAACCUGGUGACGGAUUCCAUCAUGAGGAUGACGAAGAAGUCGACUAUCUCGAUGUGGGCGAAGAAGAUGAUAUGGAAGAGGACGACGAGGAGCAGCAGGACCUGGAACGGUUCGAGGAAGAUCUAGAAGAAGCAGAGAUGGAGACGGAAGCCGACGCGGAAAUGGCCCAACUGAACAGAGGAAGCGAACGAGGGGCAAAGAAAGGUGCCUACUCUAAGAAGGACGAAGCGGCAUUGCUCAAAAGAACACAGGGUUUAGGCAAACCGGUAAAGAAGGUGACGGGACAGCACGAUCCUGAAUCUAUUGGAACUGACGCAACGUUAAAAAAAAGCAACAAACUGAAGAAAGAAGAGGAGGAUGUGCACACAACGAACAGUAAUGCAAAUGGUGUUGGAAACACCCAAACGCAGGCAACGAAUGACGGGUCGGCGAAAAAGGAAGGAGCCAAAGAGAAGGCCGAUAUCACGGCAGCAGCUACUACCCGCGCGGGGAUGAGCAUCGGUAAGGAGGCGGAAGAGAAGGACGACGUUACUUCCAAACCAGAUGCAACGACGGACGAGAAGAAGAUGAAGAAAAACAAAAGCGACGGAAGCAACAACGCGUGGAAGGUAGACAGCGAGGAGAAGUGCCCCAAGAUGGAAACCAUCCUCAAGGAAGAAAAAACCCUUAAUGAAAAUGGCAAGAAAAAAAAGAAAGAAAAGGAGAAGAGCAGCAAAGUGGACCCGAACAGCUGGGUCUUCCGAGUGAUGAAAAAUAACACAGGGGCCAACUCGGCAGAAAAUGGAACUCCCGCAGGUGCCAGUCAGAAGGUGCAAGAGGGAGCAAAGCAUGCCGAUGGGGAGAAGCACGCACAGGAGGAGAAGCCCACCGAGGAAGGAGAAACCGACGUGGAGACCCAAGAGGAAGAAACGGAAGAACACGAAAUAAACGCAAAUGACAAAAAAAUUAUUAUUCACAAUAUACACAAAAAUAUGGACAAGAAAAAAAUCCAUGACUGCAUUAUCGACAGACUGAAAAAUUACAACGACGGACAUGCCGUGCAAGUGGACAUAUAUCAGCGGUCAGCCAAAAAGUCGUUUUCCAGUUGGUUCAGUUCUCUUAGCUACGACAAGGGAAAAGCGCCUGAAAACUAUUCCUACGCCAUCGCUGAGCUGGACUGCCGACAGAGUCAGAAGCUGCUGUUAGACCUGGGCCUCUACUGCAACGGUAUUAAAUUAAGCAUUGAGCAUUUUAAAGAGAAAAAGAAAACGCCUGACACUGCCAAGAGGAACAACAGGAAGUUUAACGGCUUCGGAGGAGGCGCUCCCCUGGAUGCAUCCAAGGGGAAGGAUGACCGCUACAAGAACUCCAUCCGAGGAUCCUCUGCCACGGUGGCAACGGUGGGCGUGGCUCAGUUCAGGAGCAAGAAGAACAACAUUUUUGUCAAGUGA